Molecule: messenger RNA, 399 nt
Organism: Boeremia exigua
Lineage: Eukaryota; Fungi; Ascomycota; Dothideomycetes; Pleosporales; Didymellaceae
Exons: 1
Coding region: 1-399 (132 amino acids)
Source: RefSeq, a predicted model, not a curated record
AUGUCGCAGCCAUUAUCUGCUCGCCCAGCCGUUGCCCCCAUCCAGUCCUCCAGCGCGCACAUCUCCAGCUAUAGCAGCAGCUCAAGCCUCACCUCGCCCUCUCCUCAGUCCGCAGCGCCUCUAUCCUCGCCCACCAUGUCGACUUCCCAGCAGCAACAGCAGUUGUUUGGCUCUUUGAACCAGCCUCAGCAACAGCAGCCACAGCAGCAGCAGCAACAGCCACACCCGUUGCAGCUCCAGAGACAUCCUAGCUACGAGUACCAGCCCAACAGGCAGGGAGCUGGUUCCACCCGGAACGAGACCGCCGCAUACCUCAAUUCAGCCGCGCUGCUCGCAGAAGCCGCAAAACGUGCCUCGAUACAAGUCGUCAUGAGGGACAUCGAAGAGAUGGAACUCUGA